AUGGGUGUACCAACAACCCCGGAAGGACUUCCUUUGGACGAUCGGUCCAAUGCGCUCAAGAUACCCAUCAUCACAUUGAUCAUAUUCAGCUCGGUAUUCGUCUUGCUCCGCUUGGGCAUUAACUGGAGGAAUAGAAACUUCUUCCUACUGACAGACCAUCUAUUAUGGACGGGUCAGGUCAUAGCCGUAGCUGGUGCGGCAUGCUGCUACAGGAUGGCAGAAGUCGGGGGCGGUAGGCAUAUUUGGGAUCCCAUGUUGACGCCUCGGAACCUGGAAACAUAUCUUUACUACCUAUGGCUGGGUCAACUGCUCAAUCUGUACGGAAUGGCCUUGGUCAAGCUGAGUGUUUGCGCCUACAUCUUCAUGUUGGACUUUUCGAGAACAUUUCGGAUCAUCAUCUGGGCUUCGGUCGUGAUCCAUAUCCUCGUCAACGUUGUCUUUCCUACAGUCAUUCUUUUCGGCGAAUGCACACCAUACACGAAGCAUUGGGAUGUCGCUGGAACCAAACCUGGUUCUUGCUGGAGUGCGACACCACGAGUCAUAUCUGGAUACUCUGGCGCUGCAGUCAACAUAUUGACGGACUUGCUCUACACCAUGUCCCCGCUCAUCUAUAUUGCGAGGGUGCAGCUUCCCAAGCGAACCAUCUGGGGUGUUCGCGCAGUGUUCUUGUGCGGUCUUAUUACAACCACCAUCUCCGCGAUGAAACUCUACGAGAUGAAAUCCUUGAACGAAUCACCAGACCCUACCUAUUCGUCCGUCAAUCUCAGCGUUUUCGCGAUUGCCGAAGUCUUCGUUGGCGUUUUCACAGCGUGUCUUCCGCCGCUCCGCAAGACGUUUGAGAACCUUCUCCGCAAGGUUCUUCCUACGAGUAUCACCGGAGGAUCUGGGAAGGGAUCAAGACAAAGUUACGCACUCCAAAACACCGGCCCUCAGAUGAGUGGGAAGUCAUCGAAGCGGAAGCAUGAUACGGACGAUGAUAGUGAGCUUGGCAUACUACCAGACGGUGAGGUCGUCAGCGAGAGGAAGGGUUCUGAUCAGCCGAUCACUAUUAUGAAGACCACGCACGUAGAGGUGACGGCUGAUAGUAAGAGCAUAGCGUCGCGGCGACAUGGCGACUGGCCUAAUCCGCACCACCUUGACCUUGGCGCAACCUCCUUCAUCAACAUGUCGAAGCCAUCCAAACCAUAUCAUCGUGAUCUCCAGUUCCGAGGUUUCGUAGAAGGCCUCACCUACAUUGAUAGCGACAGCCAAGCACAGUGCCACUACUUCGGAGGCGUCCCAUACGCUCUCCCACCUGUUGGCCCCUUUCGCUUCCACAAGCCACGCUCACUACCACCGUGCUAUCGCUACGGAACGAAAGCGAACCCGGGGCGAUAUACAGGCGCAUGCGGGCUUUGUCCACAGCCAGGGUCCAGUACGGAAGUUCUUAACGAACCUGCAUGGGAUGAAGACUGCUUACAGACCAAUAUUUGGAUUCCAGCUGGUCAGUCGCCAGCGGAAGGUUGGCCGGUACUAUUCUGGAUUCAUGGCGGGUUCCUGCAAUGGGGUAGCCCGAACGGUCUCGACCUCCGUGCGCUAUUUAGUGAAUCCCCUACCCAGUGCGUCGUCGUCUCUCCCGCCUACCGUCUGAAUGUAUUCGGGUUUCUCGCUUCCCAGGAUCUUGUCGACUCAUGCCCGGAUUUUGGCGUCAAUCUCGGCUUCUGGGAUCAGCGCAUGGCUCUGCAGUGGACGUACGAGAAUAUCAGCUACUUUGGCGGUAACGCCUCAAAUAUCACUAUCGGCGGGUAUUCGGCAGGGAGCCACUCCGUCUUUCAUCAGCUGUCGUAUGAUCUCGGAUUGCCCGAUGAAAAGACAGUCGUAAAGAGAGCGUUAAUGCUGUCGAACGGUCCAGGUAUGCAGCCGAAGAGUUUGACUGAGGCGCAGGAUCAGUUUGACGAGCUAUUGAAGGCUUUGAAUAUCGAGUCAGACGCGUCGCCAGCUGAAAAACUGGCGAGACUCCGCGCAAUAAGCCCAAGGCAGAUUGUAGAAGCAAGCAACAAGAUCAAGCAUCACCAGUUCCGUGCAGUCACAGAUGGGUCGUUUGUGCGGCAUGGUCUUCUGGAAGAGCUGUCGAACGGGGUCUAUGCGAAGCGUAUGAAGCGUCGUAAUGUGAAGCUCAUUAUCGGGGAAUGCAGCGACGAGCAUUUCGUCUACGGCCUUUGGCGACCUCCUAAGCCAGGGUACGAAAACAUGCUUCACCGGCUUGAAGCGGACUAUCCCCGCGAAGCAUGUAAGGUGUUGAUGUCGCAUUAUUUCCCAAAUCGCAAGCUGCCAUCCAAAUAUACGAGCUGGCAGGCAGUUUUCGGUCAUAUCUACGCAGACGUGCAGAUUCACGCAUUGCGGCGUGGGAUGGUAAAUGCGUUGGUAAAGCAUGGCGCGGGAGAUCUCAUACAUAGAUACCGCAUCGAGUGGCGCGCGCAAUGUGUUGACAAAGAGCUGCCCGAGCACUUUGGUGCUAGUCACGGCUCCGACAUGGCGAUAUGGUUCUGGGGCAACGGCAACGACCUGAGUGAAGGAGAGAAGAACAUCGCGUUGAAGACAUUUCACGAACCGUUGAGCAGGUUUCUCAAAGGCGAGAAGAUGGAAUGGGGUACGCAGCAUGCAAUGCAACUGAGGACAUUGAAGAGUGAUGGAAAUAUCGUUAUCGAGGAAGACACAAGACUAGAUGAGGGGUUGAAGCUGUGGAAUGCGUUGAAGACAGUUGGCGCUACUGGUAGUCCCAAGGAUAUGGCAAAGCUAUAA
Messenger RNA from Alternaria burnsii, 2781 nucleotides. Its product is annotated as alpha beta-hydrolase. The record is from RefSeq and is a predicted model, not a curated record. Lineage: Eukaryota; Fungi; Ascomycota; Dothideomycetes; Pleosporales; Pleosporaceae. The transcript has 6 exons. The coding region runs from base 1 to 2781 and encodes 926 amino acids.